UCUCAUUGUGAUCGUAAUUCGAUUAUAUUUCAUCAUUGGUUUUUCGCGGAUUCAUGUGAUGAAGUGAAUCUUCGAAUUCAUAUUAUGUACUACUCGUCUCCUCUUCUCUUUCCCUUUUCCAUUGAUUAUUUGAUUUGAGUUGUAAUUUCAUGGUGUUCUCAGCAUUGUCGACUGCCGCUGCUCGCUACCCUUGCUUCAGUGAUUUUCUUUUUCUACGUUGGUAACAAGUUUUAGUUCCAAGUAUGUUAGUUGUUGUUUCGCAAGCAACUUCGAAGACGAAUGUGAUUUUAAUUUUUUAGAGUUUAGCAAUUCCGUAAAGUUUCUUGCCCAAAAAUGAUGCGUUGCUCAAAAAGAACAAGGACUGAAGAGGAUCGAAAUGAUUGGAUUAGUCAGCUUCCGGAAUCUGUUCUUGUUGAUAUUCUUUCAUAUUUACCAACAAGGGAUGCUGUAAAGAUGGCAUUGAUUUCAAGAUUCAGGAAUCUUUGGACCUAUAUUCAUCAUCUUUCCUUUGAUGAAUGUGCAUAUCAUGACCACAAUAUAUAUGAUGGUGAAAAUUAUGAUGGACCACACUAUGAUGAAAGGUUUCUAAAUCUUAUUCGUCAUGUCUUGAUACUUCAUGAACGUACUAUAAUCGAUGAGUUUCAUCUCAAAUUUGCUUUCAAUUUGUUUAAUGCUAUUCAUGAUGAUCAAUAUAAUUCUGAUGGGUACGCAUCUAAAGAGAGACGAAUGGCAAGUGAGCUUACUACAUGGAUUAAAUUUUCUUUGAGGAAACAAGUUAAGGUUCUUGAUAUUGAUUUAUUAGGAUGUGGUUUGUCAGAGCCAGAAGUAAAUUAUGAACUGCCUACUAGUAUUUUAACUAAUAAGUAUCUAAAGGAGCUUAGUUUGACUGGCUGUGGAAUCGAGGAAAAAGGGCGUAUUCAGUUAACGUCGCUCUCUAAGCUCUCUCUCAAGGAAAUAAUGUUGAGUGAUAAGAUUAUGGGCGAAAUCCUUAUAGGAUGCCCGAUGCUUGAAGAACUUUCUCUAGAUGGAUGUUGUGGUCUUCAUAAGCUGAAGUUGACUACUUCUAACAUCAAGAGGUUGAAGAUUAUUGUUGGAUGGAGAAAUGAGAUGUCAAAUUCAAGGUUGGAGAUUAGCUGUCCUGGUCUCAAAUCAUUAGAACUGGCUGGAGCAAUACAUCUUGUACAGUUGAAGUAUUCUGCUUCUAUUUUCGACGCCUCCCUUUAUUACAGCCGCACCUUCAUGUGUGAACGCAGGAUAUAUGAAAAAGUUCAAAUGCUGCUGUGGAAACUAGCUGAAGUCAGUGUUUUCAUACCAUGCACAUGGACAACUUUGAUCUUCACAAUAUGGGAUUUGACAUAUGUCCCAAUUCCUGUCGCUGGUUGGAAAUCUGUAGAGUUCAGACUUCUUUUCACAAAGUGGCACAUGCCUGGAAUAUGCAGCAUUCUCAGGAAUUCACAUUGGUUGGAAACACUGACUUUCUACAUUUACCCAGGAUCAUACUCAACAUUCUUGACUGAGGAAGCCAAGUGGAUGGAGGCUUAUGAUUUUGAUGGUAAGUCUUACUGGAAGUCACAGAAUGGCGAUUUCCGUGGCGGCCUUAGAAAGUACCUCAAGACCGUUAAGAUAUACGGAUAUGUAACGGAGCCAUAUGUAUUGGAGCUUAUUGAAUUUCUAUUGAAGAAUGCCUUGGUCCUGGAAAAGAUGGUCAUUUCCACCAAGAAGACUCUCCAGCCCAUUCACCAAUAUGAAUUAUUCAAAGACGCUGUUUUCGAUCAGGAGGAUCGAUUCACUCCUAAGGAACUACUUCAGUUUUCUCAGAAAUUGUUAACUCUUCCAAGGGCCUCCAAGUCCGCUGUAAUUCAGUUCUGCUAAUGUUUAUAUUGUACCGAUAAUCCCAAGAUCAAUUCUUGUGGUCUAUGUUUGAUCUCAAUGUAGUUGAGAAAUAUGUAGUGGGAGGCUACUCUUCUUGAACUGCCUUUUGUAAUGGAAUCUUGGUAACUUCUCUUUAUUUUUGUUUACGUAAGGAAUGACCACCAACGUUUUAUUUAUUUAUUUUGAUAGCAGGGUUUUCUUUUUGACAUUUUUUUGUUUUGAGUUUUCCUAGCAAAGCUACAGAAUAUUUAUCAAGAUAUAUGUGAAUUAGUAUAUAUGAGAGAGGGUCACAAGGUUCUCCAA
Molecule: messenger RNA, 2175 nt
Organism: Cucumis sativus (cucumber)
Lineage: Eukaryota; Viridiplantae; Streptophyta; Magnoliopsida; Cucurbitales; Cucurbitaceae
Product: putative F-box/LRR-repeat protein At3g18150
Exons: 4
Coding region: 334-1872 (512 amino acids)
Molecular function (GO): protein binding
Source: RefSeq, a predicted model, not a curated record